Sycon ciliatum is the source of this 3801-nucleotide messenger RNA. RefSeq lists its product as uncharacterized. The coding region runs from base 76 to 3003 and encodes 975 amino acids. The transcript is spliced from 5 exons. Gene Ontology annotation, cellular component: membrane. Gene Ontology annotation, biological process: transmembrane transport. Lineage: Eukaryota; Metazoa; Porifera; Calcarea; Leucosolenida; Sycettidae. The record is from RefSeq and is a predicted model, not a curated record. Gene Ontology annotation, molecular function: ATP hydrolysis activity; ABC-type transporter activity; ATP binding.
AGGCUUUCUGGGGGUGGUUGUGAGAAGUAUAAUACUACCUAAAGUUCAUUAUGUACUGUUGCUACAUGUACUAGCAUGUCAACGCCAUCUAAUUUCAGGGCCAGUAGGCUGGGCUUUGCGCUGCUCUUACUGCUAGUGCUAUCCACUCGUUGCUCAUCCAUCUGUGUGGAGUAUGGAGACGUGCCUCUUGUCCCGGUGGACAUCGAUUGCAGAGGCUCGCCGUACUCAGGUUUCUGCUGCCGGACCAUACGAGAAGCACAUAGCAACAAUACUGCCUGCGUCCCUGGGCCGUGGCAACACCCAGCGUGUCAGGGAGGUUACUAUGCAGUUGGUCCGGAGGCUAGGGCCUGUCCGAAUGGGUUCUUCUGUCCCAUGAACAAACUGUGCCUGAUCAAGUGCUCCCCAGGUGCCUACUGCAAGCAAUACAACACGACCGUAGAGACUGCAAGUGAACGGUGUAGUGUGCAGAAUCCAGGUGGCUGUUGUGAACCGUACGUUGGAUCCGAGAGGCGGAUCCCAAACACAGGUUCCAAUUACAGCAUAGGUUGUGGUGGUGCAACAACUGAUCAGCCAUGUCAAGAGGGGUAUUACUGUCCUGGUGGAGGCGAGAAGAUCCUCUGUCCAAAGUCUCACUACUGCCGAGAAGGGUCGCACAAACCCGAGAAGUGCCCAUCAUUGGCUUUCUGUAAAGCUGGAUCAACUGCACCCGCGUUCAACUUGUUUGGAGUUGUGCUAUGUGUAGUCUGGGCAUGUAUUAGUCUCAUCGCCGUCCCGGUGUAUAAGAAGUUGAACGAAAAGUUUGGCAGCCAGGCGAAUGUAGAGGAGGAAAUGAAGCCGUUGCCAGCCUUUCAUAUUCCGCAGGCCAUGGUUGCAGUCCAUAUGGCCAGUCUCACGCCGGCAGCUAGUGUCCUAGGAAAUCCUGGAAGCCAAAGCUCAGACCUGCAAGAUGCGGAGAUGGCACCCCCUUCUUCACAAUGGGUUCCACUGUUUCCCCAACAGGUUCAUCACGUGCUGAACAAACCACAUCGUGGAAGGUCCCAGCACCUCUCACCACAGGCUAAAAGAAGCAGGUCCCUCUCACCACGGCCUGAUAGAACCAAGCUACUCACACCACAUGUUGAAAGAGGCAUGCCCCUCUCACCACAGAUGCUGAAUGUCUUUAGCCAGAAACCUAUGAGGAAGAGAGCAAACACCGACUUGGGACUGGUUGAAGGCGUCCGGAACAAGCUUGCUGCCUUUAAGGACUUGGUCAAGCCGAAAGAUUACACCAUACAUAUUGGGUUUGAAAAUCUCAAGCUCACUCUCCAUAGCAACAAGAAGACAAUUGUCAACAAUGUGAGUGGCAGCAUCAAGCCAGCUGAGCUGACGGCUAUCAUGGGCAACUCGGGCACUGGCAAGACAUCCUUUCUGAACUGCUUGUGUGGCAAGGCGUACUAUGCGGAGCGCACUGGUGUACUGCGUAUCAAUGGUGAGGAAGUGAGUGGUGUUGAGGAGUAUCGCAAUGUGUUGGGUUUCGUUCCUCAGGAUGAUACAAUGCAUACUAACCUGACUGUUCACGAAGUACUCAUGUACCAGGCUUUGCUGCGCUCAUCACGCCAAAUGGCUUACGAUAAGAUUGCGGAGAAGGUAAGGAAUAUUGAGCACCUCCUGAGUUUGCACAUGAUUCGGCACUCCAUCAUCGGCUCCCAAUUCUCCGCUAAAAAGAUUUCCGGCGGCCAGCGGAAGCGUGUCAACAUUGGAAUGGAGUUAGUUGCUGAACCUAGCAUUCUCUUCCUUGAUGAGCCAACUAGCGGACUGGACAGCGUAACCAGCAAGAAUGUUAUUGAGCUGCUGAAGGUGAUUGCACUUGUUGGUAAACUGACUAUAGUCAUGGUCAUUCAUCAGCCUCAGUAUGACAUCUUUCAACAAUUUGAUAACGUCAUUCUGAUGGAAGCAGGCGGAAGAAUUGCUUACCAAGGCCCCGUUCCCACAGCAAAGACGUUCUUUGAUUCAAUUGGCUAUAACAAAUGCACUGGCCAGACCAAUCCCGCGGACUACUACCUCGAAUGUGUUGACACUCGUGUUGAUCAGGAGGCUUCCAAAGCCAACGACGGCAUUCAAAAAGAGACAGUCGCUGAUCUAUGGGAGGAAGAAAGGAAGAAAAUACCCAAUGCACCUGCAUCAUUCCCAAAAGAGAAAUUUCAGCCGGUUGUGCGACCAACCAUGAUCACGCAAUUCCUCUACAUGCUCAGGCGUUUCAUGCUGAUAAUGCUAAGAACGCGCGUGGAAUUCGCAACGGAUCUUGCACUGGUAGCUGUGUGUGGAAUUGUCCUUGGCAUCCUGUUUAUGCGGUCUGACCUGCUCAAAUGGCAAGUGGCCCAUGUAAUGGCAGGGCUUGCACUGGGUCUCACCGGCAUGAUCACAGCCCUACGACCGCUUGGUACGGAUGAAACCCGUCCCAUCUUUUGGCGAGAGAGCUCCAGUGGGAUCAACCGACUUGCCUACUUCAUGUCUAUCACUGUCGGACACAUCCCGAUCAUCAUCUUAUAUCCCGUCUUCUUCUUGGGCCCGUUUUACUUAUUUACAGCACCUCGAGCAUCUUACCAAGACAUGUACAUCGUACUGAUGUUCACCUACUGGGCUUGUCUGGGUGCUGGGUACUUCCUCUCUGUAGUCCUCCAUCCAGACAACAGCAAGAUGGGGACUAUCGUCAUUGCCCUGAUGUGCGCUGCCCUGUCAGGUGGAUCGUCGUCAACCAUCUGCAAGCUUCAAACGUACACUUACAUCGGACCACUUGCGUACACCAUGGCUUACAGCAAGUGGUAUUCCGAGGCCAUGUUUGAACUCGAGGCAAACGCAUACCAUCCAAUCAUGGCGUUUUACGUACAGUACAAUGCUGGCUUCCAGGACUAUAGCCUGACCAACUUUGCCUUCUGCUUGUUCAUGCUGAUCGGCAUUGGUUUGGCUGCCAGAGUUCUCGCUUUUCUCCUCCUCAUUUUCACUCAUCGAGGAGAACAAAAGUAAGGUCAUAUGAACUGCAGUAAGUUAGCUGAGACGGUGUGCCAGCAGCCUUGCUACUUCUAACUCAUUCCAUUUACAUGAUGAAUGGAGCGGUUAUUUCAUCACGGAGAAAACUGUCAACAUUGCAAACAAGGUGUACACUGCACACUGCUACCAGCAUCCCGUCAUUUUAAUGGCAUUAUCAAAGUCAUUGGAGACAAUUCACAAGCACUGAUGUAGCUCUGCUGAUUCGGAACCGUUGCAGACAUAACCUGGCAAUUUCGCCAUCUAUGUUCACUUUAUUCAUCAGGUGAGGUGAUUUUCACUAUACUUAGACUUGACACGUAUGGAAGUUUCUGCCUCAAUAAGCUUUGAGUUUGUGUCCUUUUAUAGUACAAGUCGAGACCGGAAAUUUGUAUCCAAGGACAUGAAAGGACCGACUUGCAAUGCUGCAUUGUUCAUGCGCAAUAACACCUGCUGUAGAAUAUCUUGCCUCUUAAUCUUGCUGUUUGCGUACCGCAAUGCAUACGUUAGUCAAAUGCCAUUAUUUUGACUUUUACUUUUUUUAAAUAUUCGCUGGUUUGUUUUAUUAAAAUAAGUUAGUGCAACUUUUUAAGCAUCGGAAGACUUCUAGCAUCUGGAUAGGCCUGUGCCUAUCGUAUGUACGUGUCGUGGAGGUAGCGUCUGCAGUACUCUAGAAUGCCAAAUUGUUCAUUUGAAUGGAAAUAAUCUAGAUCAAACGUACAGUAGGUAUCAGUUAUAGCUUGGGUGUUUGAAAAACGACUUUCUAUUCUUAUUUCCGAUAUUUCCUACACACGAUAC